AGGUCAGUCUAUAAUGUGGUAGGGGCAAAUAUAUGAAAGGGGGGAUAACAAGUCAGGUGAUGAUUCCUUCGAAUACUCCAAAAAUACUUUUGUAUUAUUUUGUAAUUUAAUAUUAUUUUACUGACGAUAAAAAGAUUGUUAUUUGCAACAAAAUGGACAAAUUACCAGUGGAUGAUGAAAAAGAAGACAAAGAGAAAGACAAAAGCAGUAAUUGUCAAGAAGAAGCAAGUUCAUCUAUGAAUAAAUCUGACGACGAAGACGGAAAUAUGGAAAAAAUUCGUAAAUAUCUAGCCCAAAAAUUAAAAUUAACUGAUACCAGUACUGAUGAGUCGGACAAGUCUCGAAAAAAAAUUUUAAAUCGGUUAGACAUUGAUGGUAUUGUUGAAUAUAUAAAAGAAAAAAACUGCAGUAGAAUUAUUACUAUGGCUGGAGCCGGUAUUUCAACAUCUGCAGGAAUUCCUGAUUUUCGUUCACCAUCAAGUGGGCUUUAUCACAAUUUACAAAAAUACAAUUUACCACAUCCACAGGCAAUAUUUGAACUAGAUUUUUUCAAAUCAAAUCCAGAACCAUUUUUCGUUUUAGCUAAACAAUUAUUACCAGAAGGUUUUAAGCCUACACCAAGUCAUUAUUUUAUAAGACUCCUUUGGGAAAAAGGAUUAUUAUUAAGACACUAUACUCAAAAUGUUGAUACAUUAGAGAGAGUAGCUGGAUUAUCUCCGGAAAAAAUAGUUGAAGCUCAUGGAACAUUCCAUACUGGAAAAUGUUUGAAAUGUCAAGCAAUAUAUGAUCUUCCGUGGAUGAAGAAAAAAAUUAUUGAAAAUGUUGUACCAAAAUGUGAAGAAUGUUCAGAAGGCACAGUAAAACCAGAUAUUGUAUUUUUCGGUGAAAUGUUACCAGACCGAUUUCACAGGUUAAUGAACUCUGAUUUCCCUCAAGCAGAUUUACUAAUUAUCAUGGGAUCUAGUUUAGUGGUACAACCAUUUGCAUCUCUUAUUGAUCGAGUUAAAAAAUCUUGUCCACGAUUGCUAAUCAACAAAGAAAAAGUAGGAAUGCAAGAUCAUCUAAGCCGAUUAUUUGGCUUAAAUCAAGGCUUUGUAUUUGAUCCAAAAAAUACAGAGACUGCUCGCGAUGUUGCUUGGAUUGGUGACUGUGAUACUGGUUGUCAAUUAUUAGCUGACAAACUUGGCUGGGGUGAAGAAUUGAAAAAACUUAUUGAGACAGAACAUCAACGAUUAGAUGCUGAGAAAAAGCAUAAAAUUUAAAUUGGUAUUGCUUUUAAAUUAAUAUUAUAUAUAAUUAUUUGAUUUAAAAUAUAAUUUUUUUAUUUAAUAAUGAACGGCUUAACACUAACUUCUAGUGCUUCUCGAUCGUGAAUUUGACCAACACCAACUGCUGGUGUUGCUAAUGCUUCUCGUCCGCAAUAUUUUAACUGAAAAGUAAUUUACCUAUGUAUUUAAAUGCAAAAAUUUCCAACUAAUUUAUCAAAUAUUCCAGUUAAUAAAGCUUUACCAUGUAAAUUGGUAACACUAAAUACUUAUAAAAA
Molecule: messenger RNA, 1543 nt
Organism: Chelonus insularis
Lineage: Eukaryota; Metazoa; Arthropoda; Insecta; Hymenoptera; Braconidae
Gene: Sirt2
Product: Sirtuin 2
Exons: 6
Coding region: 153-1262 (369 amino acids)
Cellular component (GO): nucleus
Molecular function (GO): NAD+ binding; histone deacetylase activity, NAD-dependent
Source: RefSeq, a predicted model, not a curated record